Messenger RNA from Etheostoma cragini (Arkansas darter), 3044 nucleotides. RefSeq names its product major facilitator superfamily domain-containing protein 6-A-like. The record is from RefSeq and is a predicted model, not a curated record. Gene Ontology annotation, cellular component: plasma membrane. Gene Ontology annotation, biological process: antigen processing and presentation of exogenous peptide antigen via MHC class I. Bases 253 to 2490 code for a protein of 745 amino acids. Lineage: Eukaryota; Metazoa; Chordata; Actinopteri; Perciformes; Percidae. The transcript has 7 exons.
ACUGUUGUGCUGUAGCUAGGGGCAGGUGCCAGAGGAGCUGCUGCUGUCCUCAACACAAAGAGAAUAGAGCCGGACAAACGCUUCAAAUUCUUAUUUAAAUAAAACCAUGAACACAUUACGGUCAAUUCAAACAUUAUCCGCUAAAUUAAAAUAAUACUCAUGACUGGUUUGGCGUGAAAUGUCCGAGUCGGACAAAGGAGAGACAUUCAACAGAAACUGCGCAGUUUAAUGGGAGCCGUGACCUGAGCAGAUAUGCCAGCUGACGACAAGGUUGCCAUCCUGACGGACGACGAGGAGGAGCAGAAGAGGAAGUAUGUGUUGGCCGAGCCGUUCGACGCGGCGCCGUCGGGGCAGCCGGCAGGUGUCUCCGCGGAUAAGCCACCAGAAGCCGUGGACACGCCGCCCGGGCAGCCGGAUGCCCCGCAGCCCGCCUCCAUAGACUGCUGCGAGAGGAUGUGCCUCCGCAUCAACAGCCACCUCCUCAUCUCCAAGAUCUUCUACCUCUUCUUCUACGCCGCGUACGGCUCGCUGCACCCGCUACUCGCCCUGUACUACAAGCAGCUCGGCAUGUCGGCCAGCCGCAGCGGGCUGCUCGUCGGCAUCCGCUACUUCAUCGAGUUCUGCAGCGCCCCCUUCUGGGGGGUGGUGGCCGACCGCUUCAAGAAGGGCAAGAUGGUGCUGCUGUUUUCCGUCCUGUGCUGGCUGGUGUUCAACUGCGGCAUCGGCUUCGUUAAACCGGCGGAGAUGAUGUGCGUGGUCAUAGGCGCCGACCUUCCUCCGACGGUCGUGGCGGCCGAGACGACGACCCUCCCACACGACAACUUCACGCAGACGAGCAACUCCACCAACCGCACCAGACGUCGCCGGAGCUUUCUAGAGCUCAGCGGGUUUCCUCAGAUCCUGGACUCGCAUUUCAGCGUGCUCCAGAGGCACGAGCGAAGCACAGUAUCCAACGCAACAUCCGCACCCUUGGAGCCGGCCAACACCACCCAGCUUGCGCCAAACGCCACACUCCCCACUACCACCACCACCACCACCACCACCACCACCACCACCACCUCCACCACCACCACGACCCCCCCAGCUUCGACUUCAGCCGAGAAGCACCAGAUCGUCUACAACAAGGACCAGGUGGAGAGCAUCUUCCUGCUCAUUCUGCUCGUCAUCAUCGUCGGCGAGUUCUUCAGCGCGCCGGCCGUCACCAUCGUGGACACCGUCACCCUGCAGUACCUCGGCAGGGCGCGCGACCGCUACGGCCUGCAGAGGAUGUGGGGCUCGCUGGGCUGGGGUCUUGCCAUGCUGCUGGUGGGCAUCUGGAUCGACCACACCCACAUCAUCGUGCCGAUUGACGGCGUGGGCUGCGUCGUGCCCGACUUCCGUCUCCACAACUACCAGAUCGCCUUCAUUGUAUUCGGCGUGCUGAUGGGUGUCGCGUUCGUCGUCGCCACUCAGUUUUACUUUGAUAACGGCGGCGACUACAGCCAGGAGCUUCCAGAGGGGGCGGCCGAGGACGGGAGCAGCCCGAGAGCGUUACCGGAGACCGAGUCCGACUGCUCGGGCCAGACGCCCCCGGACGCUGCUCCGGAGUUCCACUACAGUGACCUGCUGAAGCUGCUCUGCAGCGUGCGCUACAGCUCGGUGCUGUUCGUCGCCUGGUUCAUGGGCUUCGGCUACGGCUUCGUCUUCAGCUUCCUGUACUGGCAUCUGGAGGACCUGCACGGGACCACCACGCUGUUUGGGGUCUGCUCGGUCCUGAGCCACAUCUCGGAGCUCGUCGCCUACUUCACCAGCCACAAGUUCAUCGAGCUGGUCGGACACGUCAGGGUACUGUACAUCGGCCUGGCCUGCAACACUGCUCGCUACCUGUACAUCUCCUACCUGAAGAACGCCUGGACCGUCCUGCCCAUGGAGGUCCUUCAAGGUGUGACCCACGCCUCAGUUUGGGCCGCCUGUAUCUCCUAUCUGAGUGCCGCGGUCCCCCCGGCCCUGAGGACAUCGGCGCAGGGCAUCCUGCAGGGCCUCCACCUGGGCCUGGGCCGUGGCUGCGGAGCCAUGGUGGGGGGAGUGUUCGUCAACUACUUUGGUGCUGCAGAGACGUUCAGAGGAAUUGGCAUGGCCUCCCUCGUCAUCCUCCUAAUCUUCUCCUUCAUCCAGUGUCUGACUGGAGAGACUGAGGAGAAAGAGGACAGAAUGCUUGCGGAGAACAUCCCGGUUCCCUCCAGCCCCGUGCCCAUCGCUACCAUCGACCUGGUGCAGAGCCAGACUGUCCCCGGGAGCCCCACCCCGGCGCACCAGGCCGCCCUGCGGCCCAUCAUGAAGACCAAACACCAGGAGGAGCAGGAAGACGUCAGCAGACCAGCCUGGGUGCUCUCCGGCGCCCCCUGGGUCACCAUCGCCUUCGCCAUCGUCCAGAUCAAGGAGAUGAUGAACAUGGUGAAGACCCGCAGACCGCCCACAGAGACUCACCCCCUUCAGGUGAAAGGUUCCUAAUGAGCAGGCGUCGGCCGAGUACAAGGCGGUGGCGACGUCCUACAGAAACCCGGGUGAUGACGGCACAGGAGCGCCCACACAAACAUCCACCGCCCAUCCAACACCCACAGACUCUAACGAGGACAAAGACCAAACGCACCCGUCCUCAGACGGUGGGAAAGAACAGCCAGCCUCCACAGCUGACAACACACACUGACCAUUUUCAUUUACACACACUGCUCUUCGCUUAUGUCACUGUACUUCCUUCCUAAAUGAGUCAGUAUCUUGACAAAACACUGUAAUCAUUUACAUGUAUUGUUACAAACCGGUUUGAAAUAUUUCAAGAAAAAUAUGGCAAACAAGUUGGAAAUACUGCAGCUCAGACAUGACUUUGUCGUUAAGAGAUUGUUUUUGCAAAGGGGCGUUUGGGUUGAAUGUUUGGAUGAAUGCCAAGGUGUGCUACGUGGCUUUUUUCUCCUUCGAAGGUGGACGAAUCUAACUUCCCUCGCAGUGUUGUGCGCUAUUUAUUUACUACCCUCUACCGGUGGAGUGUUAUUUAUUAACUUAAUCUACUU